CUAUAAAUAGGAGGGAUGAAGCCAGCAGAGAUCAGAUUCUCUCUACAGAGACCUCUACAGCACAGAGAUCCAGACAUGGCACCUACAAUCACUGCAGCAAUGACUGAUUCUCAGGAGCAUCUGACUCUGACCCACAAGCUCAGAAAGCCUCUGGUGGAGAAGUUACGCAGAGAGCGACUCAACAGCAGCAUUGAGCAGCUCAAGUCUCUCCUGGGUCCAGAGUUCCUCAAACAGCAGCCAGACGCCAAGCUGGAGAAAGCAGACAUCCUGGAGAUGACAGUUUGUGUCCUGAGACGACUGCAGCAGCAGAAGCAUCAACCUGCGGACUCAGCAGCUGUCAAUCAAGGCUACUCCAGGUGUGUCCAAGAGGUAACACACUUCCUGUCCAAGGAGGAGGUGGAGACACAGUCCCAGAGAAGACUGCUGAAGCACUUCAACAAGCUGCAGUCUUCCUCUGAUAACAACCUGAGAGAGGCUGACUUCUCUCUUCUGAGCUCCACAGUCCAGAUCACCAAAGAGAAGAGUUCAGUCGACAGCGCCCUCUGGAGGCCGUGGUAGACACCAACAGACUGGAGUUACUACCAGACUAACUGAGAUGACCACAUUGGUCAAAGAUUACUGGAAAUGAAUUCUUCUGAAUUCUGACAUUUGAUGAACUUGUUCUUCUGUUUGUAUAGAAGGUUGUAUUUUGUGUGUUAUAUUUGUUCAAGAUGACAUUUCCUGAGGAAAUGACAGCAACAAUAUCUUUCAAGUUCAGAAAGAGAACAUCUUGUCAUGCAUGUUGCAUGAACCAAAUCUGAUUGCAUCAGCAAUUAUUAUUAUAUCUCACAGUACUUCAUGUAUUGGUAGUAUAUAAUACUAUGGUAACAUUUGUUAUCUUUUGAUUGUUAUUGAUCAUAGUGAUCAACCAUUUAAAUGUCCUCUUUAUGGACAUAUUGUCAUAAUGGACUUUAAUCUCUCUGAUUAAUCAAAACUGAUCUGUUGUUAGAUCCAAAUGUUUCUCUUUUUCUUCUAAAAGUUUUGCUUAAUGUCACAAUUUUCCUGUGAUACUUUUAUGUCUCACUGCACGUCAUGUGUUGGUACAAUAUAGUGCACAGAGAUAUUUAUUACCUCUUGAUAGGUAUUGAUGACUUUGAAUUGAUCGAAAUCUUACCUGUUCUUUUAAAGGACAUUUUGUUAUAAUGGACUUUCUUUCACUUUAUGUGAUUAUUGAAAAAUGAUCUGUUUUAAGAUCAAUAUGUUUAUCCUUUUACUGUAAAGGUUUCUUUAAUGUCACAGUUUUCUAGUGACAAUGUAACAUUUUAGAAUCAACUGAAUUCAGUUAAGAACAAUGUGACCUGUUGUAAGGUCAGUCUUUAAUAUUGUUUCGUUUGUUCACUUAGUGCAAAUGUGUUAUAAAUAUUGCUCAAAUACAGUGAGUACUGUGUCCUCAAAUAUUGUAAAUUGUUUGUCUUUUAUAAAGACAGUUGUUCCUUUACUCUCUCUGAGUACAGUGUGUCUUGUAGAAAUCUACAAGUUGUUGUUGUGAUGUGUCAUCACCUCUAGUUGAAGCUUUCAUACUUUAUGUGGCUCAUUGUGCCUUGUUGAAUAAACAAACACUGCCAGCUGAAAAUGUUGUGUUCUCAUGUCUUUGAGUGGCAUGGUUGCCCUUUUAAUUACAUGUCCAGUAUGAUGAAAGAGAGACUUUAUACAUUUAAUUUAAUUUCAUCUUAAUUGAUAGAGGUCUCCAUCAUCGUUCCUACCUUCGAUUGACAAAUCAAGAUACAAUUCACCUCACAUAGUAAAUGUUUAUUUAUAACAUACCUGUUUAGUGUUAAACUAAGCACAGGAAUAUGCUUCAAUUGAGAUUUUUGAUGAAGAAGGAUUAUCAAUGUUAUGUCACAAUUUAUAUGGAGUAAGUCAUCAGACUGAAUGAGAAAAUCUACAUUUCAAAGGCACAUUUGCUGCAUCAUCAUUUUUUAUAUAACUGUCAGUUUCAGUUGUUUUAAUGUAAACACUUUAAAGUUACCAUUUCCCUCAGGCAUUGUAUCUAAAGUGUUGCAUAAUAAGACACACUUCUAUUGUUCCUCCAGUGAAAGCAGUGAAAAGACAAGGUGUGGGAAACCAGAGGAAACUCACUCACAGAGUCCUGUGGGACAAUAGAUCCUGACCUUUGACCUGAAGGGACAGAGAUUAAAAGACACUCUGGCUCCCAAAACUGGAACUUGUUUUGAAAUCAAGUAUUUGGUUGUAACUGUUCCUCCAUGGCAAGCCGUUUUAACAUUUAAUAGCUAGACUGGACAUUCAUUAGAGAUAUCUGCAACGUCAUUUUGCCAAGUCAAAACUCUAAUUCAAGAUAUCCCCAAUUCUAUUCUGACGAGGCAAAACUCUGAUUUUAAAUAUCUGUAAUUACAUUUUGACUAGUAAGAUUCAAACUACUUUUGCCAUUCAUGUGUAUGAGGUUUCUCAUUACAGAUAUCGGC
Messenger RNA from Sebastes umbrosus (honeycomb rockfish), 2462 nucleotides. Its product is annotated as transcription factor HES-5-like. The record is from RefSeq and is a predicted model, not a curated record. Gene Ontology annotation, molecular function: protein dimerization activity; RNA polymerase II cis-regulatory region sequence-specific DNA binding; DNA-binding transcription factor activity, RNA polymerase II-specific. Bases 16 to 558 code for a protein of 180 amino acids. Gene Ontology annotation, biological process: anterior/posterior pattern specification; regulation of transcription by RNA polymerase II; regulation of neurogenesis. The transcript is spliced from 2 exons. Gene Ontology annotation, cellular component: nucleus. NCBI's taxonomy places the organism in Eukaryota, Metazoa, Chordata, Actinopteri, Perciformes, Sebastidae.